UGGGGCUUUUGAGCUAAAAAAAAAGAAAAACUAUCGACUUCGUAAGGUUUGGUAUAAAGCAGGGACUGGAGAAGUUUGGCCCUGUUCACUCUGAGUCUCUCGUGAAUGGCUGUUUCGUCCGUUGGAAAAUGGAGGAGAAGCAUAGCAGUCUCAGCAGCAAUGGCUCCUCUUCCUCUAUCACAUACCCGAAGCUUCCGAUCAGACGCCGCCUUAGAAGCUCUAUCCAAAGCCUCCGACGAAAACGUCCCCUACUUGCUUCUCUACAACUACCCUUGUUUCUCCGGCGCCUUCUCCGCUCUCUUUGCUCACCUCUUCCACUCUCGCCUUAACCUACCGCUCCUCUCUCUCCCUUUCUCUUCCGUCGAACCCUUCAGGGUCGAUGAUUUGUGUACUCGAGGACUGGAGAGGUGCUACUUCCUUGAUUUUCUUGGCCCCAAAGGAUUUGCGGUCGAGUUUGCAAGGAGAGCUUCGUGCGAGGUAAUUGCUUUCGAUCAUCGAAAAUCUGUACUACCGGAGAUGCCCUCGGAUGAGGAUUGCCCGGACAAUCUCACAUUUCGAGUGAAUACUGAAAAGAGUAGCUCUAGUGCUGUGUAUGAUUACUUCUCUGCUAAGCUUGCUGAUGUUGAAUGUCAUAAUGGAAUGGAUGCAAGUUUGUUACAAGUUGAGGACAGGGAUCGUGUGGAGAUGGUGCUUAAGUACAUUGAGGAUGGAGAUCUCCGUCGCUGGAGCUUACCGGAUAUUAGGGCGUUUAAUAUUGGACUUAGUGAAUGGCGCUCAAAGUUGAAUUGCUUUACUAAUCCAUACAUGUGUGAACAGUUACUGGAGAUAAGUGCUACGGAUGUUAUUGCUAAGGGAAAGUCAUAUAUAUCUGCUCGCCAAAAGGCUGCAAAUAAGUUACUGGACAAAGCUCUGAAAAUAAGGUUGGGCAGAGGAUUUUAUGGGGAGUGUCUGGGAGUGAGAGCUGAUGGGAAUUCCGAGUUAAGUGAUGAAAUUGGCAAGCAACUUAGUGUAAAAAGUGCCGCUGCUGGCCUAAGUUUUGGAGGCCCUCAUUAUAUCAGAAUUGAUUCUACAAACAUUUUCAAACAGCUCUGGAGCUCACUCAUUUUCUCAUGCCAGGCCUAUAGGAGCUGUUAUAUUCAUGCAACGGAGAAACCUCAAAAUGUGCUUAAGGAGUACUGAUACUGCUACUGAUACCUGUGAAGUUGCAAAGGCAUAUGGAGGAGGGGGCACCCCAAGUUCGAGUUCCUUUAUUAUAAGGAUGGAUGAGUACAAUCAGUGGGUUUCAGGAAACUCAAGAUGAACAUGUCAAGGUGUGAACCAGUAUCAUAGUGUGAAUUCCCCAAGUUGUUGAAUUACCUGAUCUUCUUAGUUUCUCAUUGAUUCUAUUACUGCUAUAAAUUCCUGGGUCAUUUUUCACACGGGCAAUUUCAUAUAUACCUGCAUCCACUUUUGAGUUAUUCUCUUUUGGAGAAGAAACUGAUACAGUAUUAGUGAAGCCAAAUCCAAUAGAGCACGCAUCUCUUUCCAAGUGAAAACAGUACCAUCAAGGAAAUAUACAGUUCCAAGAUAACAUCACUUUAGCACCUAUCUGUAGCUUUCUGAUUUAACAAUAAUUUUGAUAGAAUCAAUGUCUAAACUCUACAGGAACUGACACCAUAGAGCUUUCAUACACCCAUCUGCUAUUAUGUGAUAAAAGUCCUAUUCACUCCAUCCGAAAAACCCAAGAAAUUGCCAAUUUCCUCAUCCACCUUUUCAUCUUCUUAUUUCUUCCCGUACCCUUAAAUACGUACUUAUAAACUGAUAACACCUGCUUGGAAUGGUAGCACCCUCUUCCCUGCCUUGAAAACGAUACACCCUUGGGGAUUAAUAUGAAGUAAUGGCCUUCGUUUUUCAACUGUCACAAGUACUUUCCCAUGAGCUGCCAACCAAGUAAGCACUUGAACCUAGGACGAAUGCUCUCAAAUUACAACACACCAAACAGGAAAAAUUCCAGUAGAUAUGUCUUUUCACACACUUGGACUGGAGCCUUUAACAUGGGUCUAGCACUCUAUUCUUUGUAGUCCAUAUUUGCUCCAAAGAGUAUUUCCAUAAUCACUUACAAGCACGGUCUUUCAACCAAGUCAUCCACUCCUAGACCCCUUCUGCUAUUUUAUCAAGUUUUCUUUCUUUCCUGCCUCUCUACCCUCCGAAAUCUGAUUCUUUCUCACACAAACAAAAAUUUGAUUCAUAAAACAUCUCCAUCACUAGAAUAGCAGUCUGUUUUGGUUAAAUCUAGUGAGUAUAAUGGGUAAAUACUUUAAUUUCAAUGUUUCAUGUGGUUGUCAAUAACAAGGUGUGGGACAUGGUGAGUGGCUCGUCAGAAUAUGGGUUAGAUCAUAAAUAUCAAACUGUGGAAAAUGAGAUUGGUUGCAUAUCAUUCAAGUACCACAAGUUGAGGUUAUAUAUGAGGGCUCUGAGUGAAUAGGUUCCCCAUUGGUAAGAUACUGCGGGUCUUAGAAUUCUUUUCAAGUGCUCAGUUCUCAUUGAUAGUUAACAAAAGAAUUUAACCGUAGGUAAUUUGAUAAAAGGAUUUAGAUAUAUCUAUACUGGUUAUGCAUUUAUAGUAGUCAGGGAAUCAUCUUAAUCUUAGGACACAUAAAAGCCUCCUUUUCUCUGUUCGAUACAUUUAAUAUUCUUAUACUUGUUGUUUUUGUUCUGUGCUUGUCAAAAAGAGAAUGAAGUCACAUUCACUCCCACACAAUUGCUUUGACUAU
Rosa chinensis is the source of this 2753-nucleotide messenger RNA. RefSeq lists its product as uncharacterized. NCBI's taxonomy places the organism in Eukaryota, Viridiplantae, Streptophyta, Magnoliopsida, Rosales, Rosaceae. The transcript is spliced from 9 exons. The record is from RefSeq and is a predicted model, not a curated record. Bases 106 to 1179 code for a protein of 357 amino acids.